GGAAAAACCAUCACCCAUAUAAUCCAGAGGCCUCGUCGUCCGAGCGUGCGAGCGGGGGCUGCGAGCUACCAUCCUCUCUUACGAUUGACGACCAGUAUUGGUUGCUAUCGUCGAUACACAACAAUUAGCUGUAAAUCUAUUUUUUCUACAAUACUCUCGGCUUAAUUGUUGUCCCCUUAACGUAGGUGCUGGUGGUGGCAGGGAAUUGUACUCAUAUUUUUUUCAGUGGUUUUUCGCUUGAUAGGGACUGAACUUGAGAGCGAGGAGUGAGCGAGUGAUGACGACCACUUCACUGGCCUUGGCUGGUCUUCCAAUUGUGACCCCUGACCACUCAUCUCAAUUCGUACUCCGGCGGAAUGGCACUGCUUGUCAUGGAAGAAUUGCAUUUCCCACUCGGGUUGUUGCGGGAUUGGUUCGUGCGGGACGAGGAUAUGCGUUCUCAGUGCAGGGUGAUCUAGAGUUGCAGUUGCGGAGGCGGAGCUGCAAUUUCGGCAGAGGAGGUAAAGAAUCGGUCGGUGUGAGUCAAGCUUCGGCUGCUGACGUCGUGGUGGUGAAAGACGAUAUGAAAGUUGGAGGUCGAAGCGCAGACCAUGGCGAUGAGAGAGUGCUGCAGCUGGUGGCUGAGGUGCGAGAGGCUUACAUGACCAUGCGGACGAAGCCCGCGGAAUGGCGUGUCCAGCAGCUGAAGGGACUCCUCCGAAUGGUUAUCGAAAGCGAGAGCGAAAUUGUGGAAGCUCUGUACGCUGACCUCGGCAAACCUGCGCACGAGUCGUACAUGUCUGAGAUUUCUCUGGUCAAGUCCUCUUGCAAACUUGCCAUCAAAGAGCUCAAGAAAUGGAUGGCUCCUCAAAGGGUUUCUGGGAGCAUGAUCACCUUCCCAUCCUCGGCGUCGAUUGUAGCUGAGCCGCUGGGAGUGACGCUGGUGAUUUCUGCAUGGAACUUCCCCUUUUUGUUGUCGGUAGAUCCACUGAUCGGGGCCAUCUCUGCUGGUUGCGCGGUGGUGCUUAAGCCUUCGGAAGUCGUUUACGCCACGCCGGCUCUACUGGCCAAGCUCAUCCCUCUCUACAUGGACAACUCCGUCAUUCGUGUGGUGGAAGGUGGCGUGGCUGAAACCACCUUGUUGUUGGAACAGAAAUGGGAUAAGAUUUUCUACACAGGGAAUCCAAAAGUGGGACGAAUCGUCAUGGCUGCGGCCUCCAAGCAUCUCACUCCAGUGACAUUGGAACUCGGUGGCAAGUGCCCGGUGUAUUUUGAUCGCUCGGCCAAUUUGAAGGUAGGUUUAAGGAGAAUAGCGCAAGGAAAAUGGGGCAACAACAACGGACAGGCUUGCAUUUCACCAGACUACAUCUUGGUUGACGAGAGCAUCGCGUCGGAAUUGGUUGACAAUCUGAAAGAGAUCAUCGAAACAUUCUAUGGGAAGAAUCCCAUUUCAUCGACAAAUUUGUCUCGAAUCGUGAACACCAAGCACUAUUUGCGUCUCAUCAGCUUUCUGGAAGAUCCUCAGAUAUGUUCCAAGAUUGUUCAUGGUGGAGAGAGAGACGAGAAAAAACUGUACAUUGCUCCAACUCUUGUAUGCGACGCCCUUAUGGAUUCAUUCCUGAUGUCGGAGGAGAUUUUUGGACCAAUUCUGCCAAUCAUCAAGGUGCAGGGAGAACAAGAGGCCAUAGACAUCAUAAAUGCCCGGCCGAAGCCGUUAGCGGCGUAUGUGUUUACCACUAACAAGGCAGUUGAGGAGCGGAUGGUGAAGAAUGUUUCUUCUGGUGGCAUGGUUGUCAAUGAUACCGUCAUGCACUUCGUUAACCCUGGUCUGCCAUUCGGAGGCGUUGGCGAGAGUGGAAUGGGUUCAUAUCACGGAAAGUUUUCCUUCGACGCUUUCAGUCACAAAAAAGCAGUGCUGUAUAGAACCAGUCUAGGGGACUUCCCUGCGCGGUACCCACCUUUCACGACGAAGAAGCAAAACUUCCUCAGAUGCGUGUUAGACGGGGAUUAUAUCGGCGCCAUUCUGUCAUUGACAGGGUUGAAAAAGUGACCUUCCUUAAUGUAGUAUUAUUCUCCUUUUAGGAGAUCUUUCAUUCUUUAUAUUGAAAAUUCUCGAUCAUUGCUUUUGCGGCCUCUCA
This is a messenger RNA of Physcomitrium patens, 2117 nucleotides long. The record is from RefSeq and is a predicted model, not a curated record. NCBI's taxonomy places the organism in Eukaryota, Viridiplantae, Streptophyta, Bryopsida, Funariales, Funariaceae.